AUGGAUUAUACUAUGCACUUUCCAAACUCCAAUCAUGCUGUUAACAAUCAUUUUAACUUUACUACUUCCCAAAUUCACUCGCCUACCAACGCUGGACGUAAAAGAACUCGUAGUAAUAGCAUAAACAGGAAUGAACAUGUCCAGAAAACCGUACGACUCUUGAGUCCUCCACGUUUUAAAGGAAAUUCGUCCUUUCCAAAUCCACAAUUCUCUUGUUGGAACGAAAAUCGGCUCAGUCGGUCUAAUUCUAUCAAUGACCUAAGCAAUAAAACACAAUUAUUAGCCGUUCAAGAAACAACGCAUGUAGGAUUCAUGGACUAUGAUAACAUGCAGAUUGAUUUAGAGAGGUUUGAUGAUGAUGAGAUUAUUCAACAUCAUGAGACGGAUAUAACGAAAUCAACGUAUUCCUCACCAAUACGUGGUCAGCGUCAACAACAUCGACAGGUACAAUUGCAUCAAUUACCUUUUACCAUGGGACGUCGUUUAGAUUGUGAAAAAUGUCGGCUUCGCGUUCCCGGACAUUUCAGCCACGUUCUCUCACAUUAA
Molecule: messenger RNA, 546 nt
Organism: Funneliformis caledonium
Lineage: Eukaryota; Fungi; Glomeromycota; Glomeromycetes; Glomerales; Glomeraceae
Source: the annotation of a GenBank genome assembly